Messenger RNA from Silurus meridionalis, 6712 nucleotides. RefSeq names its product neurexophilin-1. Gene Ontology annotation, molecular function: signaling receptor binding. The transcript has 2 exons. Lineage: Eukaryota; Metazoa; Chordata; Actinopteri; Siluriformes; Siluridae. Bases 1118 to 1966 code for a protein of 282 amino acids. The record is from RefSeq and is a predicted model, not a curated record.
AAACAAAUACUAAGGCAUACCAAUACUUACAAUACAAACCUAAAAUUGCAGGUUACAUAAGAUACAUACAUAGAAGAUUUUUUAUAAAAAUCUAUCUUUCAUCAGAGCAAGAAGAAUGCAGUAGCACAAUGUCACGAAGGAAUCUGUCAUUCUUUAAGCCAUAACUCUUGGUACUCUACAGCGAUGGCCUGAGGGAAACAUCUGACACUCACUACAUAAGGGAUGAUCCAAAGUACAAAGAAUGGCAACUGGUCAAGAGAUACGUGCGUGUGUGUGUGUGUGUGUGUGUGUGUGUGUGUGUGUGUGUGUGUGUGUGUUUGUUUGUGUGUGUGUUAUAAGAACAGGAAUAUCUGACAAUUUUGACAUUAUGGGGUCAUUCGGCUUGUCCUUAUAAGGCUUUGCAAAAACUGGACAGAAAAAAAAGAGAAAAGGGAUUGUGUUUGGUUUUAGAGAUUAAGAAUGGGAUUAGAUUUAGGUGUAGACUCUGUAUUAAUUAGGUGUUAAAUAAUUGUGUUAAUAAAAGGUCCUUACAAGGCUAGUGAAACAAAUGUGUGUGUGUGUGUGUGUGUGUGUGUGUGUGUGUGUGUGUGUGUGUGUGUGUGUGGUUGAGACACGGGUUUGAGAAGGGGAGGAGGAGGAUGAGGAGGAAGAGGAGGGGGGUGAGAGAUAGGGUUUAAAACGACGCCGCUUCACGUAAGAUCGUUUACUGCCAGAGUGCGCGCGCCGUGCGCGAGGAGUUCCCGUGCGCCACGCUCGACGUCUGGAUCCCAUACCGUGAUGCUGAGAGCGAGGAUGAGGAAGACGCCCCUCAACCUCCCCUAAUUCGUCACCUCGGAGCGGAGUAAAACUGUAGGCUCUUGUCCGCGUUUUACGGAGAUGCUGAUGAUGUUAAGGUGUCAACCUCGGCCACACUUCGGAUGCCGCCGUGCGCCCUGGUGGCGUCGCUGAGCAGCUUGGAGUCGCCGUGCCGGCGCUGGUCGCACCGGGAAAGUUGAGUGCUCGAGAGUGUCGCGUGUCGGGACAUGGGAACACGCCUGGGUAGUGCGGGAUACGCUGGUGAAGGAUCGGCGUCCUGAGUGCCAGAGCUGGAGAAGCAAGGACGCGUCGCACCGGCACCAUGCGCACCGAGCACAGUUUCGUGUUGCUGCUCCUCAACGGGACGGCGUGCCUGUUGGUUUUGGCGCAGGAAGACCGCUACUCAUCCUCUUCGCUGAGUUCUAAAUCCUCCUCGCAUGCAGAACCCUCAAAGACUGUUAGUGUUCUGGGUGGUCAGGGCUCUGUCUCCCCCCUCAGCCGAUGGGUGCUGCACAGUCGCAGUCGAGCAGCCAAUGCUUCAGCUCUAGAGCUACCCUACCGCUCACCUGUGCCCUUCUCCAAGCAAGAAUUUUGGGAGAUGCUGGGCAGUGACCUCCUCAAGUCUGACACCAGCUCUGAUGACGACUCCUCAGCGAGCUCUCGUGUCAAGCGCCGUCCCAUCGUCAAGACAGGCAAAUUCAAGAAGAUGUUUGGCUGGGGCGAUUUCUACUCUAACAUCAAGACAGUGCGUCUCAACCUGCUCAUCACUGGCAAAAUAGUUGACCACGGUAAUGGGACAUUCAGUGUCUACUUUCGGCACAAUUCCACAGGCCAGGGCAACAUCUCAGUCAGCCUGGUACCACCUGUGAAGGCAGUGGAAUUUGACCUGGAGCGCCAGAGUGUGGUUUACCCGAAGGACUCCAAGAUCUUUAACUGCCGUGUGGACUACGAGAAGGUGGACCGCAGCAAGCGCACCUCACUGUGCAACUAUGACCCAUCCAAGACCUGCUUCCAGGAACAGACCCAGAGCCAUGUGUCCUGGAUCUGCUCCAAGCCCUUCAAGGUCAUCUGCAUCUACAUCUCGUUCUACAGCACAGACUACCGGCUAGUGCAGAAGGUCUGUCCAGACUACAACUACCACAAUGAGAUGCCCUACCUUCCCUCUGGGUAGAAGGGAAUUGGAAAAGGGGCAGAAAGACAGGGAUGGGCCACAACCAAGAGGGAGGGGCGAAGAGACAGGAACAUAAAUGAAUGAUGAGGUUGGAAGUUUUGACGUGGGAGGCAUGGGUAUAUUUUAUAUUGGUGAUAAAGCUGUCUUCAGAGUAUAUAUGGAACCUUUUAGGGAAUUGUACCUGUUUGGAAAAGACCCCUUUGCAAACAGAGCAUUUUUCCAUGGAUUGUGUUUUGAUCAUCUGUAAUAUUCCUAAGGUGAAUGUAAGGCAUUUUGCUCCUGUGAUAAAUGUCUUAAAGAAACUCUAUACAAAAAAAAUACCUGACAAAUGUGACUGCAAAGCUCAACAUAUGCAAAUCAAGCUCUCUUUUGCAGAUAUGUGGGUAAGAGAGCACACUAACAUGAGGCUUUGGUGACAGGCAACCCCCACCGGUGUGCUUUUUACGCAUCAUCGGGCCUACAUCAGGGCAAGGUGACAUACAUAUCCGUGAAAUCAUGAAACAUUACUAUGAAAGAAAAAGAAAAAUUACUAUGUUGAUUUCAAUACGCCUACUAUGCAGAUGCUAGUGGUGAUGUUCAGAUUCCUGAGGAGAAAAAAAGUCUAUGUUUUCAGUGUAUAAUUCAGGUUGAACUCUCCAAAACAGCCAACAACAACAACUUAGACACACAUGACCUCUGGGUAUCCUCAACUGCAAGCGUUCUCAAAAUGAAAAGAGGAGUGAGAGAAAGAAAUGAUUAAGACGGCGGAGUAUGCAAAAACACGGCAAAGACAAUUGAAAAAGAGAAGGCAAAAGGGAGAGAGGGCGCAUUUUAAUUAAAAUUGAAGCAAACAGAGAGAGAAAGAGAGAGAGAGAGAGAGAGAGAGAGAGAGAGAGAUGUUAAGUAUGAAUUGCAGCAUUUGCGCUAUUGUUCUAGCUAUAUGAAAUGGGGGUGAAAGAUUACAUUUUGUUGCUGACAGGACUCCUGAUUCCUCAGCAUGAUAAGUUACCCACUGAAUGCAAGAUUGCUCUAUCUUUUUCCGCUAGAGUCAGCCUGUAAUCUGUGAUUAAAAAGCAGCGGAAUAUUAUGGCUAUAAUUAUGCAUUAUUUAAGACUUAUUUAAAGACAUGGUUAAAUGGAUUGGAUAGAUUCAGUUAUUCAUCUGGUCUGGGAAAUCUUUUGACAAGACAGAAUACUGCAUUUGACAAAUCAGCUGUCAGCUUGACCUUCAGAAGUUGGGAUCAUUUCUGCUAAGGUUAUGCUGCAUGAAACAGAUAAACUUUGAUAGUGGGUGCAGAGGUCAGAAAGCAAAGUAAUAUAAAAAUAAAGAAAGAAGCAGAAAAAGAAGGAUAGUAAAAAACAACUGUAUUGACAUUAAAUGCCUCGGUGCCGGUCAGGAAGUUGAUGAACAGAGAGGAAAAUGCUCAGGGAGUUGUUAGAAUACCAAGUGAAAGGAACAAACAUGAAAAAAAUUCUAUAAAAUAAGUAUGAGUUGAAUGAUGACACUCAAUGCAGUGACAAUAGCAUAAAGUGGCACAUAAGAGCAUCAUGAUGUUUGAUUCAAGUAAUGAAAGGAAGAGAAGAAUAAGGAAAAUGAGAGAAGGCAACGGUAAAUGUCUUUUUAUGAGUUCAUAACUUAAAGCAUGUCUUGCCUGAAGAGAAAGCCAGCAUUGUGUAUCCCCAUCAGGUCUACAUAUUAACCCUGAUAUAAAGGCAGGAGCAUCCGAAACGCUACAACUAUUUAUGCUUACUUAUGAAGCUCCGUAAACAAUCCAUUUAUCUCCUCCUGCUAUAUUUCCAUCCUACAUACCCUCAUUAGGGACCAUUCAUAGAGCCAUUUUUUUUAUUUUUAUGUUCUGUUUGAGUGUUUAGAAAAACUGAAUCAUACAAUGCCAGUUUUACUACAAUAUACAGAACUUCUUUACAUGCUUAUUCUUUCAGUCUAAUUACACUCUAAUCUCUAAAAUCCAGUUUACAUCUCCACUGUAAUUUCUCCCAGUUUAAAUUCAUUUUAAUCUCCACUAGUUUAAUUACACUUUAAUCUCCACUUUAAUCUCCUCCAAAUUAAGUAUACUCUCAUUUUCAAAAUAAUCACCUCCAGUUUAUAUUAAUGCUGAUUUCUUUGGUUUACUACACUCUAAUCUCCUCCAGUUUAUUGUCAUGCAAAUUUCCUCCAGUGUAGCUAUACUCUAAUCCCCAUUUCACUGACACCCAAAUCUCUGCCACAUAACCUAGGCAAAAUUGUCCCUCAGAUGAAGGACCUGCAGUUUAAUUAUAAAUUUGCCUCAUCUAUCUUUUCUACACAUUCAAAUCCUUUAGGUCAAUCACAUGUUAAUCUCCCACAGUUUAAUCACACACUAAUCUCCUACAGUAUAUUUACACUCUAAUCUCCAGUUCAACAACACCCCAAUCUCCUCCAGUUUAAUUACAUGCUAAUGUCCUUCAAUUAAACUACACUCUAAUCUUCACCAGUUUAAUUACAUGCUAAUGCUCUACAGUACAACUACAACUAGUCUCAUCUAGAUUAAGUACAUCUAAUCCCCUCCAGUACAACUACAUGCUAAUCUUUACCAGUUUAUCUGCAUUGUAAUUUCCAGUGUAAUGAUACAGUCUGAGGUAACACAAAUCUGAAAAAAGUUUGGAAAAUGGUAUAAUGUAAAUUAAAAAAAUUGCAAUGAUUUGCAAAUCUAAAAUGAAAACACAUUUCAUUCACAAUAUAACUUAGAAAACAUAUCAAAUGUUCAAACAGAGGAAAUAUAAAAGUUUUAAAGGAAAAUAUAAGGUAAUUUGAAACUUGAUGGCUACAACAUGUCCCAAAAAAUAACAUGUUUAUCACUGUGUAGCACCACCUCUUCUUUCAACAACAGUCCAUAUGGUUCAGGGAAGUGAGGAAACCAGUUGCUGAAUUUUAGGAGAGGAAUAUUGUCCCAUUUAUGUUCUGUGGAUUCUAGCUGCUGAACAGUCCUGGGCCGCCUUUGUCAGAUUUUUCGUUUCAUGAUGUACCAAAAGUUUUAGAAUGGUAAAAGGUCUGAACUGCAGGCCAGUUUAGCACCCAGACUCUUUUUCUAUGAAGCUUUUGUAAUAGAUGUAUGCAGUUUAGCAUUGUCUUGCUGAAAUUUGCAAGUCCUUCUAUGAAAAAAGAUGCAGUUGGAUGGAAGCACAUGUUGCUCUGAAACCUGUGUAUACCAUUCAGCAUUGAAGGUGCCUUUUUCAGGUGUUAAACUGCUCAUUACAUAAACACUAUUGCAGCCCAUACUAUCAGGCUUUUGAACUGAAAGUUGAUGAUAAACUGGUAGGUCCCUCUCCUCUUUAAUCAGAAGGAUGUGGCAUCCAUUGUUUCCAAAAAAAAUAGCAAAUUUGUCUGACCACAGAAAAGAUUUUCACUUUGACUCAUUUUAAUUUCUGGAUCAUGUUCACAAAUGGCUUCUUCUUUGCAUGAUAAAGCUUUAACCUGCAUUUGUGGAUGUGGAGCAAACUGCACAGAGAUUGUCCUUUUUACCAGCCCAUGUUGCCCUGCCUCAAAUUUUGAGAUGUGUUACAGCCGUCACAUUAAAACUGACCUUAUUUAUUUUCUUAAAAAUGGUACAUUUCCUUAGUUUAAACAUUUGAUAUGUUUUCUAUGUUCUGUUCUGAAUAAAAUAUGGGUCUAUGAUAUCUGCAAAUUAUUUUUUUUAUUUAUAUUUUACAUGUAUUCCAACUUGUAAAAUGGGACAUGCUCAGUCAUUCUUGGUUUCCUUUACACCCCACACAUCUUCAGAUUGAGUUUAAUGUUGUUUUAUAUAUACAUAUGGAAACUUAAAGCAUACAUUUGAUAAAAUGAGACUCUCUCACUCUUUUUCUUUUACCAUCAAAUGCUAUUAUUUUACUUUUCUUCACUAGUACCUGGAUCUAUAUCUGUUGCAUGGUCUACACAUCUGGAUUACAAGUCACCCCCAAAUGCCCAACCUUACAUUAUUGGUUUGUUUUCCUCCACUGUCAAACAAGCUUCUCAUCAUUCUACUGAAGGAUUCCUUAACUCUUGAAGUGUUGCUAAGUCACUAAUUGCUAUAAAUGUAAAAGAAAAACUAAUGGUUAAGGAAAUUAUUGAGAUGCGGGAGCAAAAGAAAGGUACUUGAAUGGCCAGAGGAGCUCUGUGUGGAACUCUAUCUCCAGCAAGUAAGCUAAACCAGCUUAAUUAUUUUCAUAAUGUAGCAUCUGUUCUACGCUCAGUCUGUUCUCCGCAAAAUAGAUUUUGUCAUCGAGCGAGCUGUCGUUCGUGGACAACAAUUCAGCAAUAGGCCUCAAUCGGAGAGUAAGAGGAAAGGAUGAACUUGUGCUGUCACACUCUGGUGGGUGUUGCCAACAAAAGGAGAAAAGUUCAAGUGCUGGAAUGUGCCAGUUGUCAUAGCAACCGGCCCCUGUGAAGUGCGGACGGAGCCUCGGACACUUAUCUCUGAACUGAGUUACCGCUCAAUACAAACUGAAACUGAGCUCACUUAUGGCAGAUGGUACUGUUGAAACUAUAUAAAAUAUAUCAUUAUAUAAAUAUAAUAAAUAUAAUAAAUAUAUAUAUAUAUAUAUCCUCACAAAGCCAGCAGUGGGACUGGAUAUAUUGUAUGGGACACUCAAGUAGACUCUCUAGCUCAUUUAAGGUUUGUUUAUUUCUCUAUUUUUUACAUUGUUUCUUUUCCAUGUGCAUCAUGUUGAUGUAGUGUAUGGAUGAUAAUGGUGGCAUUUAUUGUGGUUUUCUGACCUCUGGAAAAAAAAAAUCAAUAAACUAGAAAGGUGU